Messenger RNA from Ipomoea triloba (trilobed morning glory), 3074 nucleotides. Its product is annotated as TSL-kinase interacting protein 1. Gene Ontology annotation, cellular component: nucleus. The record is from RefSeq and is a predicted model, not a curated record. The coding region runs from base 300 to 2624 and encodes 774 amino acids. NCBI's taxonomy places the organism in Eukaryota, Viridiplantae, Streptophyta, Magnoliopsida, Solanales, Convolvulaceae. Gene Ontology annotation, biological process: pattern specification process. The transcript is spliced from 14 exons. Gene Ontology annotation, molecular function: chromatin binding.
AUUUAGUUUAAGGGGAAAAACGAAAACCAAGAGAAAGUAGUUGCACCUUGAUUACUGGAGGAAGAAUUGGGGUUGUGACAUGGUUACACAGAAUUGCUUCUCCAUCACGCGUGGCGCUUUCAUGUUUGAAACCCCUCUCUCAGCAUACCUGUGAGGUAAUCCAUCGAACAGGUGGUGUGUUUGAACCGCUUUAUUGUAAACACAGUUAAUAAUUUGGAACUCUCAUUGAUUUGGGUAGCUGAAGAAGUAUUCUGUCAAAAGCUGUAUAGAAGUGCAUACCCGUCUGAUGAUACAUACAAAUGGAACUGCAGCUCACUUUGGGAAGUGAAGUAGAUCACUACCUUAGAAGUUCCCCACGUAAGGACGGGGACUUUACUUUUGGAAAAGUUAAUUGUGUAGAACAACAGAUAGCAUCCUCACAAGAACAUGCUAUACCAGAACAGGCAAUGUUCUCGCAAAAUCAUUCUGUGACCGAGCAGUUAGCAUCCUUUGAAGAGCAUUCCGCACUUCAACAGCCAGUGAAAAGACAGACACGAAAAUGGGCUGCAUGGACACGUGAAGAGGAAGAAAGUUUUUUCUCUGCACUGCGACAUGUUGGCAAGAAUUUUGAAAAAAUCACUAGUCGUGUUCAAAGUAAGAACAAGGAUCAGGUUAGGCACUAUUACUAUCGUCUUGUUAGGCGCAUGAACAAGUUGUUGGGCCCAGAACUUUGCCUUAAUGCCAAAAAUUCAAGAGACACCAAUGCUGCAAUGCUGCGAUGGUGGUCUUUACUGGAAAAAUAUAGCUGUAAAGCUUCAAAGCUUCACUUGAAGCCUCGGAGAUUCAAAAUAUUCAUCGAGACCUUGGAGAAUCAACUCUUGAAAGACCGAAAGAAGAAUGUAAGGAGGUGUUUUUCUCAAGGGGAAAAUACUUCAACUGCCCCUAUUUCUGUCUCAAAUCAAGGCAGGGCCUCUGGGCAUGAUGGUCGGUCAGUUAAAGUGGUUCUUCUUGACAAUCAAGACAUACACAAAUUUGGAUCUGGAAAAGGAUCAUCACUAAAACGCCAUAUAAAUAUAGGUGCCAAUAGCACCUCCUGUAAAACAGACUCUUCUCUUCUUAAAACAGCUAGACAUCGAAGAAAGAUAGGUGCCACAGCUGCAUAUAAAAGGUGGGAAAAGGCUGCAAUUGCUGGGGUUUCAUUGGUGGCUGAUGCUGCUGAACAUUUGGAGCGGACAACCACUGAUAAAGAGGAUGGGCAUUUCCAGGAUUCAAAUGUGCGAAAUGUUUUUGAGCAUAGUGGAAAAGAUCCACAUGUUUUCCCAGCCUUGUUGCACAAUUCGUUCAAUGAGACCAAUUUACAGAAUUCUGGGAAACUCAAACUCCAAUUAUUUCCUAUUGAUGAUGGUACUAGAAGAGCUUUGGAACUGGAUAAUCAUAAUCCAUAUCUGGAGCUCACUCUUGGUACACGAAAGAAGAUGUCAUCAGUGCUGGAGCAUCUCAAUCGUAAAUGGGGGAAUUCUAGCAUGGCAUGUGGAGAUUUAAUGCUUUUCCCUUACCAUUUACAUAAGGAAAACUUGGUGCAUUUUCAGAAAUGGACCAAGGAUACAACUCUCACUGCUGCAGAUGUAUAUGCACUAACUGGAAGCCCUCCAGUUUUCCGGCUUAGGUAUGGUUGGUUUUCAAAUGCAGAAGUAACAUUUCGCGCACCAGUAUCGUCUGCAAUACCAAGUAGACAUGAUGCAAACAUGAAUAUUGUGCAAGAAAGCAGUGUGGGAGUAUUACCAGCUCCUUCAACUGAUCCCCCUAAAGAGGCAAAUGGUUGUGCUAGUAUGAACACUGUGAAUGCUUCAAGGAGUUCUGAACAUACUGAAGCUGUACUUUGGGAAAAUCCUGAAACCGUAGUCACCGAGGCAGAAGUGGAUGACUUGCAGUUCAACAAGGCUGGAACCUCAUGUGUUGGGGAAUGGGCUGACAGCCUUACAAACAUAAGUGUUGGAGAUCUACUCUCUGAAGCACCUGAUAUGGAGGAUGCCAACUGCAUUACUUCCAGUAUACAUAGCAGUUCUAACUAUAUUCAUCAGAUUCCUUUCAGCUGCGAUUCCUUUGAUGCUGCAAUUGCUGCUCAUAUAAAGAAACAUCAAAGCAUAACUGACUCUCAAACAGCUCUUCCAUCUCAAUUAUCAUCAAUUUGGGGUGCUGAAGAUACAUGCGAUGCAUUUGCAUUUCAGAGACAUUCUCUCAGUGAAAAAGUGCAGAAUGCUUCCAAACAUACUUCUUUAGAGACCUGUAAACAGAUAACUUUGGCAAAUACUACUGCAUUGGGUGCACCAGUUGAGGAUCCGCCUGGUGCUAGGAAUCCAGUUGACGAUGCUGCUACUGCAGACCUUGAAAGUGUACCUUAUUCUCCUACUUCAGAUGUGAAGGAUUUUAAUGGGCUGUCUGAUGUAUAUUGGCCUGACUCUUUAGGACCAUUAGAUUUGGAUAUACCUUCCAGUAGAUACCAUAGCGAACUGAUUUUAAGCGAUAGUCUUGGUGGCCUGACCCAGCUCAUAGCCAGCAGUCUGGACGCAUUCCAAAAUUGCUCAUUUUUCGGAGCAGACAAGAAAGAGCCAGUCUCAACCACUGAAGCUCAAGAACCAUUGUAGAUUUCAGAUUACAGAAUUUGCACAGAAGUUUGAUGUCUCAAGACCAUUCCAUAGCAGGUGGAGAUGAUCUUUGUUGCUCAAGGAUGAUGACGAACCCCACUUAGUCCCUUGUAUGGCUGAGUUUAAUCAGGUACCGUACCUUAUGCAAUUUCAAGCCGUGACAUGCACAAAACACACGGCUUUUGAUCCAUCGGCCUUUUGCUGUACAAAGUUCCUGUCGUGUAUACUGUGACUAUUGUACACACCUUAAUAGAAAUAACUUGUACUUUGUUUAAUUUUCUCCAAAUGGAUGUAUGAGGUGGACACUCGGGAAACUUUGUGAGGAGUGGGACUUGAGGAAAAAUUUAUGCUUUAACAAUGAGAUAAAUGUAUAUAGGUAAAAUGUGUGGUUGAUGGAACUGAAGUUAUGAAUUGACCUCUAAUUUUAUUUUAUUUUAUUUUAUUUUCGGA